Scutellospora calospora is the source of this 179-nucleotide messenger RNA. The record is from the annotation of a GenBank genome assembly. NCBI's taxonomy places the organism in Eukaryota, Fungi, Glomeromycota, Glomeromycetes, Diversisporales, Gigasporaceae.
AUGCGGAAAGCAACAACAACAACUUUUAUUUUUUGUCCAACUUGCCGUAAUAUGUUGCGGCCAUCGGUUGAUGCCGAUGACAAACAACUUUACUAUCGAUGCAGCGCUUGUAGUUAUAAACAUUUGGCUGAAAAUGAUGAAUGCCUAGUUCGUUUCAAAGAAGUGAAGCCUCCAUCAAA